CGCUAACCCUACCCAACAUUCCACACGUGCGAGGAAGCAACAGCUAGCAGCAGCAGCCCCGACGUCUGUCAGCAACAAGGCGUAUUACCAUGCAGAAGUUUAGAAACGCCGAUUUUUCGCCCUGAGCAGACUCAAAAGCAAAGUUCGACGACACGUGAGACGUCUCGGGAAACAACGGGUCAUGGCCGGCAUUGUCAACUGAUUGUUAUUUGGAGCUUCAAAGGUGCAAAAAGUCAGUGAGCUGAUCUCGACGUCGAACAAGAUGGCAGCAGAAGCAGCAACACCAAUGCAGGGUUUGACGGUGGCGUGGCUUCUCGCUGCUCAACCCUUUGACGCGAUGGCUCAUUUGGUUUACGGGUCUUAUUGAAGGUAUGGCCUCACAAGUCUUGAUUCAGCCAUCACACAUGCACUCAGCUCAAACAAGUGCCUUAGGAACCAAUAACAGCAAACACGCGGGGGAAGCCCACAGCAGUAAUAACACCACCAGAGCCUUUCCCAUACCACCCCCACCUAAAACUUAUGUGAUUGGCGUUAACUACGGAAUUGCUUACCCCAACAACGUAUUCCCAUCAACAGUCGAUGACUUUGAGAGACUGCACUGGGCAACAGCAAUUGAAGAAAUUGAGGAGAGGAGGCCUCGUCCGUUGGGAUUGCGCACUGUGGAGAGGAGAGGAAAAGCCAUCGCUGAGAUCAAAGAUCAGAGGUCUCAUUGUCAGAACAAAGGACUACCGGAAAGGAGACUAUCAGAAGAGGAAAGGGCCACAAACAAAGAAGGUUGGGGACAUGUAAACCUUGACUCAGGUGUGACGCAGCGAUGCAAACAGAAGAGAGGUGAAGUUGUAGAACUACGGCAGGAUUACAACUGUGUUGGAACCAUGCAGAUAGUGGAGGAGGUAUCUGAUCUACCUUCACUGCCUGCUUGUAGUACAAUGUUGCAAGCAGGGAAUCAUGAUGUCCCUAAAGUAGACAAGGUUGGGGAAUCAGCUGGCAUUGGUAAUGAAUCGAAUGGGACAAAAAUCAGGUCUAACGUCACUACUGAGGCGAUGCCUACCACAAACGGAUCAGGAACAGGAGAUGGUGACUAUCAGUUAGUUCAGCAUGAGGUUCUCUGCUCAUCGAAACACAGCUAUGAGGUGUUGGAGUUCCUUGGACGUGGCACCUUUGGUCAGGUGGUGAAGUGCUGGAAGAGGGGAACGAAUGAAGUGGUGGCUGUCAAAAUACUGAAAAACCACCCAUCGUAUGCACGUCAGGGACAAAUUGAGGUGGAGAUCCUUGCUCGGUUGAGCAGUGAGAACGCAGAUGAACACAACGUGGUGCGCGCUCUGGAGUGCUUUCAGCACCGGAGUCAUACCUGUCUGGUGUUUGAGAUGCUGGAACAAAACCUCUAUGACUUCCUGAAGCAGAACAAGUUCAGCCCACUGCCACUCAAAAUAAUCAGGCCAAUACUUCUGCAGGUAGCAACAGCGUUAAAGAAACUGAAAUCCUUGGGUUUGAUUCAUGCUGACCUGAAGCCUGAGAACAUCAUGCUGAUAGACCCGUCCAGGCAGCCAUACAGAGUUAAGGUUAUUGACUUUGGCUCCGCCAGCCAUGUCUCAAAGGCCGUCUGCUCGACCUACCUGCAGUCCAGAUACUACAGAGCUCCAGAGAUUAUUUUGGGCCUGCCAUUUUCUGAAGCGAUUGAUAUGUGGUCAUUGGGAUGCGUUAUAGCAGAGCUCUUCCUGGGCUGGCCCCUCUACCCUGGUGCCUUGGAAUAUGAUCAGAUUCGCUACAUCUCCCAGACCCAAGGCCUACCUCCGGAACACCUGCUCAACAAGGGCACCAAGACCUCCCGUUUCUUCUGUAAAGAGUCAGAAUCUCCUUACCCCUGCUGGAGACUUAAGACAACAGAAGAGCAUGAGAAAGAGACAGGACUGAAAUCCAAAGAAGCCAGAAAAUAUAUCUUCAGCUGUCUGGAUGACAUUGCACACGUGAACUUGGUGUUGAGUCCUGACAACAGUGACAUACAGGCAGAGAAAACCGACAGGAAAGAGUUUGUGUCCCUGCUGAAGCGCAUGCUGCUGAUAGAUGCAGAGGACAGAACUGUUCCCUCCAAUGUCCUCACUCACCCUUUCCUCACCAUGACUCAUCUGCUGGACCACCCACAUAGUAACCAUGUGCAGUCAUCUUUUCGCAUCAUGGAUAUGUGCCAUGGCCGUCCAAACAGUACAGUUUUUGAUGCGUUGAACCAGAACACCGUUCAUUUUACCAGACCGCCUGUUGGUUCCACUUCUACUUCUUCGGGCCUCCAGCUGGGCUACAACAACAUACCAGUUCACACUCAGCCUAUUACGCAAUCAGGUCAUUCAGUGUUGCAUCCUGGGCUUGCUCUCACAACAAGAAAUGGUCAGUUUGGAUGCAGCGACGCCUUCCCACCCAUUCUUCUUUGUCCACCCAACAUUCAAGGUAACCUUAACCAAGCAGUUAGGUACUCAGUUCCCAUGGUACCUCAGGCGCCUCCUCUUCAGGCCCUCCAAGUGAGGCCUAGUGUAAUAACACAGCCAGCCUGGUCUAACCGGGGUCAGCAGCUCCUGGUACCAACAGCCUGGCCACAGAUGACUGCAGUCGGUGUGCCCCCGACUCACCCCGUCCCACCACCCACGUCUUCCCUAACCAAUGACAGCACACUCUGCGCCCCAAGAAUCAGCGAGUGGGGGAAAGUACGUUAUAGUACCUUGAUGCAACAGCCACUCCUGACCAAUCACAUGCCAGCUGUCUCUGCGCAUCAGUCUCUCAACAUUGGCAUCGCACAUGUUGUUUGGCCCCAGUCAGCUAAUAAAAGAAACAGGCAGCACCACAACAGGAACCUGUCCCACCCAGUCAACAUCCACGCAUCUCACUGUCGAUCCCCCAAAAUGGCCACUGUUGUUGGUCAGGCUGCAUUAGGAAUCAAUAAAUCUCAGCGGGAGGCGCCUCUGUCGGAAACCCAGCAGCAGACGCAGCUAAAUUCGGAUGAGGACGAUGACGAUUCAAAAGAAGGGGUGGACUGCCUCAAAGAGGAUGUACCAAACAAAGAGCUGCAGCGAGAUGUCACCUUUCUCAUGGGUGACACACCAAGCCCGACGCCCAGCGUGAUCAGCAUCCAGAGUGAAGCAACAGAUGGUGAAGAAGUAGAGGAAGACAAACCGCAGUUGUGCUGUCUAAGAGGCUGUCAAGAGCAGUGUGUAUGUGAGGUAUGCAGAAACACCAGUGCAACUAUGGAAAGAGUGUGUUCCCUAAGCAGUCCUGACAGCAGUCUCAGCACCAGUUCAUUUGCAUCCAACUCUCUGCACUCCAGCCCGUCUGCGUCACCCUGCAAAAGACCCAACAGUAUGUCUGAAGAUGAUGAUCACGAGAGCGGAUGUGAAACUGUCGAGGGCUCCCCGACAUCCAACACGUCAACGUCCCCACAUGGCAACAGUCCAUAUUGUUUCCUUGACAACAGUAACCGCAACAGCCGCCCGACUUUUGCUGCUGUGACAGCACCAUUGCCUUCCCCUGCGGUGCAGGGUAGGAGUCCUCGAGAUCUCAGGACAAUGGUGGUUCCACCAAUGAGAGUCCAAAACAACAUCACUCGAGGAACACGGCAGCGUUUCCAGAGACCAGUCUCAGAGUCAUGGUCCCGAUCCAAAGGGCGCUGCAACAUUACAAGCCAGCAGAGCACUCCUUCCUCCAUCCCCCUCCUCCAAUCAAGACCUCUCAUGUCGUGGCAGCAAAAACUGCAGCAGCAGCAGCACCCGUUGAGCCUUCGACAGGUGCAGCCAUAUGUUUCAAACCACAGCAUCAAAGAAUGGAACGGCAACUAUGCGCCACUGCGACCUCACGCCUUUAUCCCCCCCACUGUCCAUGCACACAACUUCCCCCACCUGCCGCACAGCAGCCCCAAGCACAAGUUAGGUGCCCCAGCCACACACGCCCUGUUAUCUUACCCUCCCAGCGGACCCCUUACCACAGCCCCCCACCCAAUGUUGACCUCUCAUCCUGCUCCUCUACUUCAGCACAGCUACGGCCUCUCCCACGGCCAAGGGGGCGCUAUAGUUCACCAGGUGACCAUGGGCAUCAGCAGCCAUUCUCAGCAUCCUGGCUAUCACAGGCUCCUUCCCUCACCAACGGUCCACCCACACCAGCAGCCUGGCUAUGUUCACCACCCCCAUCAGUUCAAGGCCGCCUUCCACCCGCCACUUCCCCCUCCUCACCCAUAUAUGGCUUCGCCCGCCACCUACACGGGCUUCCCUCUGAGUCCCACCAAACUCAGCCACCAUCCUCAGUUCUCGUACAUAUGAGGAGAAAAGUGCGGCCGCAGCAGUACCGAUGGGUCACCCCAUGGGUCACAAAGGCCAACGGCAAACGCAGUGGGGCUGCGGCAUGGACAAGUAGAGCUUUCAGCAUAGCACAAAACAAGCCCAUGUAACCAGGAGAGGAAAACAUGUUUGGCAAGCCGAUGAAAUAAUGUUAAAUUGUUUUCGGAGGACAGGUCAAUUCACUGCAUCGUGAAUCUGAAGGUUAGUAAAUCAGCAAUUGUGUUUGAUUGUUGGAGCGACUUGAGCUCAGAAAGACUUCUUGUAAAAUCAUGUCUGCCAGCGGAUGAAUCAUGUAACGCUUUAUUGAGAGAGCAUGAGAUGAAACAUCAUCACAAAAUUUAAGGCUGUGUCCUUUGCACAUAACUUCUGUCAUGUUUUCGUUGGGAAUUCGCCACGCGGCUACAGUUCAUUUCACCUGUGUUGUCUUGUAGCAUGUGCGUACCACUCAGAUCUGUUGAAGCCAUGCUUGGAUUGAAGGCUCUCUUUUUUUUUUUGCUGCUGCCGCCAUCUGCCAGUGCCUUAAUAGCAGAGUCCAAGGUGUCACGUCAGGAGUCUUUAUAUCUAUAUAGUGGGGGUGGGGGGGUUAUGUUCAAAUAGGCUUGCAGCACUUAGCCUUCAGACUCUGAAUUUGAUGGGCUUUUUUGGAUAAAUAGGAUUCUUUAAUAUGAUGAAAUAUUGUUCAACUUCAGUUUGCUUGCUAACUCAGUAUGGUUUUACUUAAGCUACAGGCUGCACAUUUAGGGCUUUGACUGAAUGAUUUAAAAAAAAUUGUGUAUAAAGAGUGAUGUGAUAUUUUGAUAAUCGAUUUCUACUCACUAUAGUACUUAAUUCAUCACAGUAUUGUCACUGUUUACUGUAACCGCAAUACAAUCUAGACAGCCUCUGGGUUGCUGUGUGUGUGUGUGCGUGUGUUUGUUUUUCCAUUUAGUUCGAUUUGCAGUUGUAGAUGUUUGGGUGUGGUGUAAACCUUAAAAAGAGGAAUUCUUUUCAAUGUUUCACAGUGUUUGAAAUCUAGUCAUUUACAGUAUCCUUGCUGAGCUGCCUGGUGUUAACUGUUUUAACGUCCGGCCUGUACUAGGUUGAAGCCUGUCAGUUUUGUUACAUUCCUUCAAGGUGGAUUGUGCAUAGCCGUGCUAUUCUUUUCAUGUUUUCAAUUUUUGUGUCGAGUCGUGUUCUGCUGGUCCUUUACGGCAAUCCGCACCAAAGACAUUGUUCAGCAAUCUUUUUGUCUGAGGCACAGUGGAUGUUCAUCAUUCUUUCACCUCCAGCAAACUGUUGCAGUUUGACAUUGAAAUCAAUAUUUUCAGAGGUCUAUUUUAGAAAUAAGGUUGAGGUUUUAUUUUUCUGAGCUAUAUUUGGCAAAUUGUAUUUGGAAUGUAUAGAUAUUAAGCUGCUACGUACUGAUUAUCUGCCACUUUGUAGCUGUGAAUUUAGAGCAGGGGAAGGGAACAACGGUUCCUUGAGAGCCAAGUGCUGCCUGUUUGAGAUCUCCCCUCCAACUCCAAAACGCUUGAUUCCGAUCGUUUAACUCGAGUGUGUUGGAGUAGGGAAGGAUUGAAAACAGGCAGGAUGUGGCUCUCGAGGAACCGGAGUUCCCUGCCCGUCAUUUAGAGGAUUAAUCUCAUUUAAGACUGCAACUCUCCCCCUUGUAGUUCUGGUGACUAGAAGUGGCUUUUACUUUGAGUAUAAAUGCUAUCCGACAUGCUAGUGCCUUUGUAUAUCUGCUAUAAUGUUUUGAAGUGAUUUGUAAACUGCUGUAAUGGAAGUUGAACAUUUUGUUUUUGUUUGGUGUGUGUGUGUGUGCGCGCGCGCCUGCGCAUGUCUUUUUAGCAUCCGUAUUUCAUCUUGAAAUGUAGGCUGAGAUUAACUCUUGGAUUGUGUAGCCAGUGUGGUAUUGACUUAUUUUUGUUGUUGUAUAUUUUGUGACAUGGCUUUUUCCAUAUCGGGCUGUACUUGCGACUCUGUACUGUACGACUAGUGCCUUUCUCCAAACUGGCUCACGGUGUCAUUGAGAUCAUACGAAUCACAAAUGUAUGUACUAGUUCCUUCUUCGAGGAUAGAUCCCUAACUUCGACAUCACCAACAGUUUGAAAACAAUAUUUUUACACAGUAUCCUAAGAAAGUACAAGUCAGGGAAUGUUUAUUGCGCUCACCAACAACACCACACAGUACUCAAAAGCAUAGGACCUGAAUUUAGACAAAUGCAAAGCUUUAUUGUUGCACCUGAAUGUAUCUGUGGAAACGACAAAAUCCGUUGGAUCAUAAGAUGCCUGAUCAAUGUAUUCUCUAUGUGUGUGAUCUGAUCAUAAAUGGUUCCUUGUA
Molecule: messenger RNA, 6638 nt
Organism: Hippocampus comes (tiger tail seahorse)
Lineage: Eukaryota; Metazoa; Chordata; Actinopteri; Syngnathiformes; Syngnathidae
Product: homeodomain-interacting protein kinase 3-like
Exons: 18
Coding region: 372-4298 (1308 amino acids)
Biological process (GO): peptidyl-serine phosphorylation; peptidyl-threonine phosphorylation
Cellular component (GO): nucleus; PML body; cytoplasm
Molecular function (GO): protein tyrosine kinase activity; protein serine/threonine kinase activity; ATP binding
Source: RefSeq, a predicted model, not a curated record